AUGGGCAAGCCUCACGAAAUCAACGAGCUCGUCGAUAUCCGCUGGAAGGAGAUCAAUGAUGAAGUACGUCCGUUUCUUCCCGAUCCGCUUGCCCUCUUCGUCUUUGCACCGUCGCCUAUCGAACCUAUACCAAUACACCGAGAUCCUGGUGGCGGUGGAGGUCAUCCUUAUGCUAUAUCCGAGGAGUCGAGUCCACCAGUAAACGACGAAGACGAGUGGUCAGACAUCGAAGACUUGGACUUGCCUGAACUUGCAAAUCGCUAUGGCGUCUCAUACAGCCCGCUUGAUAUUCGCGGCACCGAGGAGCCUUGGCGAAAGCUCCAGACCAGGAUUCUUUGUUCGAUCGACGACUAUCGAGACAUCUAUAUGGAUGGCGAUUUGAAGCGGGAGUGGAAUUAUAACGAGAUAAUGCGGAUAUGGAGAGCGGCACUCAAUCUCGCGUAUAGGCGCCCGAAGGAUGUCGAUCCAGAAGAGAUGUGGCAUGAGACCGAGGAGAUGGUGGAGCUGUUCCUCGAGAUAGGUGGAAAGCUGAAUCAAGGCCAUAUACCAGGGCAGAGUGGCCAGAACUCUGCAGUAGAGUCGCAAAAUCGAGAGAUUGACGAUGGAGAAAUCGUCGCUAGAAUGCACCCUGUCCCAGAUGUGCUCACUCGAGGCUCGAGUGGUGUGCGCAACUACCGCCAAAACGUCUUCCAAGUACUCAACGACCUGCGCAACGCGACUUCGUCCAAUACGUUCCACGAAUACCUAGAUGCGUACUGGGAGCACGUGGAGAGCCAAGUACCGGAGCAAGCAAGCGAGGUUGGGGCGCAUGAUGUUUGGAGGUGGAGAAGUAUGGGGGCGCCAGGGGGUGGGUUCAGGUAG
Messenger RNA from Parastagonospora nodorum SN15, 861 nucleotides. RefSeq lists its product as hypothetical. The coding region runs from base 1 to 861 and encodes 286 amino acids. The transcript has 2 exons. NCBI's taxonomy places the organism in Eukaryota, Fungi, Ascomycota, Dothideomycetes, Pleosporales, Phaeosphaeriaceae. The record is from RefSeq and is a predicted model, not a curated record.